Triticum dicoccoides is the source of this 996-nucleotide messenger RNA. RefSeq names its product tryptophan synthase alpha chain-like. Bases 1 to 996 code for a protein of 331 amino acids. Gene Ontology annotation, molecular function: tryptophan synthase activity. The transcript has 7 exons. Gene Ontology annotation, cellular component: cytosol; chloroplast. Gene Ontology annotation, biological process: L-tryptophan biosynthetic process. Lineage: Eukaryota; Viridiplantae; Streptophyta; Magnoliopsida; Poales; Poaceae. The record is from RefSeq and is a predicted model, not a curated record.
AUGGCCUUCACGCUCAAGGCGUCCCUCUCCGUGUCCUCCUCGGCUCUGCCGUUGAGGCACCCCAUGCGGCGCGGCGCGGGCGCGGUGGCGGUGCGCGCGCCUGGGAGGCCCGUGGUCAGGCCGGUCGACGUGGUGGCGGCGGUGACCGCGCCCGCGCCUGCUAGGAGGUGCGCGUCAAGGUCCGCGACCAGCGACCGCGGCCUGUCGGUGGCAGAGGCCAUGUCUCGCGUCAGGGCGAAUGGCAAAACGGCGUUCAUCCCGUACAUCACCGCCGGCGACCCCGACCUGGCGACCACGGCGGAGGCGCUCAGGCUCCUCGACAGCCUCGGCGCCGACGUCAUCGAGCUCGGCUUGCCCUUCUCGGACCCCUCUGCCGACGGGCCAGUGAUUCAGGCAUCCGCUGCCCGUGCGUUGGCUGCUGGCGCGACCACGGACACCGUGAUGUCGAUGCUCAAGGAGGUGACGCCGGAGCUGUCCUGCCCCGUGGUCAUCUUCUCUUACUUCAACCCCAUUGUACGCCGUGGGGCAGGGAGUUUCGCUGCGGCUGCCAAAGAAGCCGGUGUCAAAGGCAUUAUCAUACCCGACCUUCCAUACGAGGAGAUGUAUGCUUUCAGGAAAAAAGCCAUCAAGAACAAUCUAGAGCUGAUCCUCCUUACAACGCCAGCUACACCAUUAGAGAGGAUGAAAGAAAUCACAAAAGCUUCGGAAGGGUUUGUUUACCUUGUAAGUGUUGUUGGAGUUACAGGAGCUAGGGCGAACGUAAACCCAUGUGUCAAGGAUCUUCUUCAGGAGAUUAGACAGGUCACAGACAAGGCAGUGGCGGUUGGCUUUGGCAUAUCGACCCCGGAACAUGUUAGCCAGAUUGCCGAGUGGGGUUCAGAUGGAGUGAUCAUUGGUAGUGCAAUGGUGAAACAAUUGGGUGAAGCAAACUCUCCAGGAGAAGGAUUAGAGAGGCUAGAAGUAUAUGCCAAGAGUUUGAAGAAUGCACUCCCAUGA